GUCAUGGCAGGGCAGGGAUGUUGCUGCGGCUGCCAUGAGGCGGAAACUCCGGCGUGGAUGUAGGCGAUAGAAGUGUGACCGAGCCGAGGUAGAAAGAAGCUCCCCCUGGCUGGAGCCUGCGCCCGCGGGAGGAGCAGGCGGCGGCGGCGACGACGACGCAGGGGGAGGCUGAGAGCCGCCUGAGCAGCUGUCAGUCGCCUCGCCAUGGAUUGCAGCCGCCUCAGGACUCUUAUUAAUAGAUACUGUGCUGGAGAAGAGAAUUGGGUGGACAAUCGGACUAUUUAUGUUGGGCAUCGUGAACCCCCUCCAGGCGCUGAAGCAUACAUUCCACAGAGGUAUCCGGAUAACAGAAUAGUCUCCUCAAAGUACACAUUUUGGAACUUUGUACCGAAGAAUUUAUUUGAGCAAUUCCGAAGAAUAGCAAAUUUUUAUUUUCUCAUCAUUUUUCUUGUACAGUUAAUUAUUGACACACCAACUAGUCCAGUGACCAGUGGGCUUCCACUUUUCUUUGUCAUCACUGUAACAGCUAUAAAACAGGGCUAUGAAGAUUGGCUUCGCCAUAAAGCUGACAAUGCAAUGAACCAGUAUCCUGUUCAUUUCAUUCGACAUGGCAAACUGGUUAGAAAGCAGAGCCGCAAACUAAGAGUCGGAGAUAUUGUGAUGGUGAAAGAAGAUGAGACAUUCCCUUGUGACUUAAUAUUUUUGUCAAGUAGCCGGGCAGAUGGAACAUGUUUUGUUACAACAGCAAGCUUGGAUGGCGAGUCUAGUCAUAAGACACAUUAUGCUGUCCAAGAUACAAAGGCCUUUCAGAGCGAACAGGAUAUCGACACACUGCACGCCACCAUUGAAUGUGAACAACCUCAGCCUGAUCUUUAUAAAUUUGUUGGCCGAAUAAAUGUUUAUCACGACAGAAAUGAACCUGUUGCAAGGCCAUUGGGAUCUGAAAAUUUGCUUCUUAGAGGAGCUACAUUAAAGAACACAGAGAAAAUCUUUGGUGUUGCUAUAUACACUGGCAUGGAAACAAAAAUGGCACUGAACUACCAAUCAAAAUCUCAGAAACGAUCUGCUGUAGAAAAAUCAAUGAAUGUAUUUCUUAUUGUAUACCUCUGUAUUCUGAUCAGUAAAGCACUAAUAAAUACUGUUAUGAAAUACGUUUGGCAAAGUGAGCAACAUCGUGAUGAGCCUUGGUAUAAUCAGAAAACAGAAUCGGAAAGGAAAAGAAAUGUGUUUAUUACAGCAUUUACAGAUUUUCUUGCCUUCAUGGUUCUUUUCAACUACAUCAUUCCUGUAUCCAUGUAUGUCACAGUAGAAAUGCAGAAGUUUCUUGGUUCUUAUUUUCUCACCUGGGAUGAAGAAAUGUUUGAUGAAGAAACAGGUGAAGGACCACUGGUGAAUACCUCUGACCUCAAUGAAGAGUUAGGGCAGGUUGAAUAUGUCUUCACAGAUAAAACGGGGACAUUAACAGAGAAUAAUAUGGAGUUUAUAGAAUGCUGCAUUGAGGGGCAUGUUUAUGUGCCUCAUGUCAUCUGUAAUGGCCAAAUCCUCCGCGACUGUGCUGGUAUUGAUAUGAUUGAUUCUUCCCCAGGAGGAAGUGGGAAAGACAGAGAAGAUCUCUUUUUCCGAGCUCUGUGUCUUUGUCACACUGUUCAAGUAAAGGAAGAUGACAAUGUGGAUGGAUUGAAGAAAGCUCAGCUGUCAGGGAGGUCUGCUGUGUAUAUUUCAUCAUCCCCUGAUGAAGUUGCUUUAGUUGAAGGGAUUCAAAGACUUGGUUACACAUAUUUAAGAUUGAAAGACAAUUUUAUGGAAAUUUUAAAUCGAGAAAAUGAUAUUGAAAGGUUUGAAUUAUUGGAGGUCCUUAGUUUUGACUCAGUAAGGAGACGGAUGAGUGUGAUCGUUAAAUCAGCAAAAGGAGAAAUAUUUCUAUUUUGUAAAGGAGCAGAUUCUUCUAUAUUUCCUAGAGUAACAGAAGGCAAAAUAGAACAGAUUAGAUCAAGAGUUGAGCGGAAUGCAGUGGAGGGUCUGCGAACAUUAUGUGUUGCGUAUAAAAGAUUCACUUAUGAAGAAUAUGAGAAUGUGCAGAAGGAGCUCCAGGAGGCAAAGUUGGCCCUGAGGGAUCGGGAAAAGAAACUGGCGGAGGCAUAUGAAAAUAUAGAAAGGGGGCUUAUCCUGCUUGGUGCUACAGCAGUUGAAGACCGAUUACAGGAAAAAGCUGCUGAUACAAUUGAAGCGCUGCAAAAAGCUGGCAUUAAGGUCUGGGUUCUGACGGGAGACAAAAUGGAGACUGCUGCGGCCGCCUGCUAUGCCUGCAAACUAUUCAGAAGAAAUACUCAAAUACUUGAGUUAACUACCAAGAAAAUAGAGGAGCAGAGUUUGCACGAUGUCUUGUUUGAAUUAAGCAAAACUGUCCUAAGGCACAGUGGCAGCUUAACAAGGGACACCUUCUCAGGGCUUUCAGCUGAAAUGCAAGAUUAUGGUUUAAUUAUUGAUGGAGCAGCAUUAUCAUUAAUAAUGAAACCACGGGAGGAUGGGAGCUCUGGUAACUACAGAGAGCUCUUCCUUGAAAUUUGUAGAAACUGCAGUGCAGUUUUAUGCUGUCGUAUGGCUCCUUUGCAAAAAGCACAGAUUGUAAAAUUAAUUAAAUGGUCAAAGGAGCACCCCAUCACAUUGGCAAUUGGUGAUGGAGCAAAUGACGUCAGUAUGAUCUUAGAAGCACAUGUUGGCAUAGGCGUUAUUGGAAAAGAAGGCCGCCAAGCUGCAAGAAACAGUGACUAUGCAAUACCCAAAUUUAAACAUUUGAAAAAAAUGUUGCUUGUUCAUGGGCAUUUUUAUUACGUCAGGAUAGCUGAACUUGUGCAAUACUUCUUUUAUAAGAAUGUCUGUUUCAUUUUCCCUCAGUUUUUAUACCAGUUCUUCUGUGGGUUUUCACAGCAGCCUUUAUACGAUACUGCGUAUCUUACCCUGUACAAUAUCAGCUUCACUUCCCUUCCUAUCUUGCUGUAUAGUCUAAUGGAACAACAUGUCAGUUCAGAUACACUCAAGAGAGACCCUUCACUGUACAGGGAUGUUGCCAAGAAUGCUCACCUGCGCUGGCGUAUAUUCAUUUACUGGACAUUCUUGGGAGUAUUUGAUGCUGUGGUUUUUUUCUUUGGUGCCUAUUUCUUGUUUGACAACUCAACUGUGACCAGUAAUGGACAGAUGUUUGGAAACUGGACAUUUGGGACACUGGUAUUCACUGUACUAGUAUUCACUGUUACCCUAAAGCUUGCACUGGAUACACACUACUGGACAUGGAUCAAUCACUUCGUGAUCUGGGGAUCACUACUUUUCUAUAUUGUCUUUUCCCUUCUCUGGGGAGGGAUCAUCUGGCCUUUUCUCAAUUACCAGAGGAUGUACUAUGUGUUCCUGCAAAUGCUGUCUAGUGGUCCUGCAUGGCUGGGUAUUAUUAUGCUCAUAAUUGUGAGCCUUCUUCCAGAUGUGCUGAAGAAAAUUUUAUGCAGGCAGUUAUGGCCCACAGCAACAGAAAGAAUCCAGAAUACAUCAAGUCAUGGUCGGGACCAUCUUUCAGAAUUCACACCUCUUGCCUCUCAGAAGAGACCAAGAUACAGGAGCAAUGAUUGCAAGAAUUCCCCAGCAAGAAGGUCUAAUUCUCAUUCUAAAAAAACAAUGUUUACACAUUGGAGAAACCAUGAUUAUUCCGUACUCCCAUCUAUCUUUGGCUAUUCCAAUAAGCGUUGCAAUUCUAGCGCGGGAUACUACCACAGGGGUUCAGGUUUGGAAACAGCUCUGUGACAGUUCACCAAGUCAAGCCUUUAAGAACUACAGCUAUUCCCACCCCCACCCCAAAUAUAUAUCUGCAAAUGACCAUUUAACAGUACUGAUUGAAAUUUUGUUGGCUUUUACUGUCUGGUGUAAUAUUCUGACAAGCUGGAUCAAGACCACUGAGAACAAAUCCUUCCAAGAGUAUUGGUCCUUCCUUUUAUGUUUUAAACUGUUGAAGCAAUGGAUUAUCUACACAGUCUGGCACUGUGAUAAUGGACAACACUAUAAUUUCACUCAGUUCUCUCAAACUCUUUGUACAUUUAUUGCCUCCAUCAUCUCUUUUCCUUUAUUACUUGAAGAGUUCUGCUUCAGUCAGUGAUCCCCUUUGGAGAUCAGAGGUUAUUUUUUUUUUUGUCUGUUGUAAGCAAUGAUCUCAGAUCCUCCAGUGAAAGUCAAUGAGAGCAUAUUCACAGGUGCUGUUUCUGACUUGUCUUUGUCCUUUCUUUGCUCUUUCUGUAGAACAAACUGGUGUUUCCUCUGUGCAAAUCUGCUUUCAAGAAACACUCUCUAAUGUCCAUUUUAUUGUAAGUCGCCAAGUAGGACUGUAUGUGAUUUUAAGAUUGUUUUUUUCCGCUGUAGAUCAAUACAUUUCUACAUAGACCCUCUACAGACCUUAAGAAGUCAAGCUGGCUAUCAAAUGGGUGAAGUGGCCAUUGAACUGAAAAUAAUUACUGAAUUUAAGAAUUCAGCCUUAGAAACUUGACAAUAAUAAAUAAAAAGAGUGAUCUACCUUUUUGUUCUCUCUAAAAUGGAGAGCCUUGGAAGUGUUUUGCUACCCCUGUCAAGGCAAGGAUUUGAUUGACUCCUUAACAACUUAAUAGGAUGAUACUGUGUUUUUGAUAUUGUGUUUCAUUUUUAAUUUGACUUUAAAAUCAAGAGGGGAGACAAGUCUAUCAGAAAAUCUACUUGUAUUAUAAAGGUGCAGCUUUGUGUCUAUAUUUAUUAGUUAAUAACCACUAGGUGGAGUUCCCCCUUCCCCUCUUUGAAUGUGGACU
Elgaria multicarinata webbii is the source of this 4814-nucleotide messenger RNA. RefSeq names its product ATPase phospholipid transporting 11A (gene ATP11A). Lineage: Eukaryota; Metazoa; Chordata; Lepidosauria; Squamata; Anguidae. Gene Ontology annotation, cellular component: recycling endosome; plasma membrane; endoplasmic reticulum. The record is from RefSeq and is a predicted model, not a curated record. The transcript has 29 exons. Bases 205 to 3789 code for a protein of 1194 amino acids. Gene Ontology annotation, molecular function: ATP binding; magnesium ion binding; ATPase-coupled intramembrane lipid carrier activity. Gene Ontology annotation, biological process: phospholipid translocation.